UCACCAGUGAGGAGGACACUCAGGUUCUGGGCACUGUGGGAUAUCGACUGGAUUUGGACAGACAACGCAGGACGUUUAAGUAUUAGAGUUCAACCUGCAUCCAGGGGAUCGUCCGCCUCAACAUUGCCUGUUUGCCUUCACCUUCACAGCAUGCAUAACCGAUCAUGGGUAAGUCUCGUCGUGGAAACAACACUCCGCAGCGUGUUCCUGGGAUCCGCUGUUUUCUUUGUGGUUCCUCUUGCGCUGGUUUGGAGACUGACCUUCGGAGUGGUGGGCAGCGCGAUGGACUGGGUGUCUGCUGUCAGGAUACCUCGACCUGUGAAGUUCUUCAGAGAGAAACAGAGGGCUGCAGUUGCUGCUGCAAGUGCGUCUACAACACUUGCGCUCGAACUCCUUCCCUCUUGGAGCGAAGGAGCGGGAGGCAAGCGCCAGGGGAAGCCUCGCGAGAACCAACAGGCUUGUCAACCCCGCCGGCAGACUAGCAGUGUUGCUCCUGCUUCCAGUACAGGAACCCUUGUUGAGAGAGCUGCCUCCGGCCGCAGAACCCACAGGCAAUCGCGUGCUUUGGCGUUUCUUCACUCCUUUAUGAUAGUCGUCCUGUGCUGCACAAUGCUCGUGGCAGCGCCCCUCCUCAUCGCCUUCGCCAGGGGCCUCCGGGUGUUUGGGAAAGCUCUGCGUCUUCCGAGGUCAUGUCUGCGGCUGGCUUCCAGGGCGGCGACGGGGGCAGUGCGGGCCGUUAUGAGUGCCACGACUGCGUCGCAGGAAGGUCUUGAGCCCCCCUCAGACGCCCCCCGACUAAAUCAGGGCACAGCCGAACCAGCCAAAACAGCUGGUCCCUCCCAGCAAGCCCCAAAGCCAAAAGGGGCGGCCCGAAAGGGGCCCGAGGCCGAGUCCGACUUGAUGGCGGUCGGGCCCCAAAAGGCGUUUCCCGAAAAUUUAAGGUCCCCUUAA
Molecule: messenger RNA, 951 nt
Organism: Penaeus monodon (black tiger shrimp)
Lineage: Eukaryota; Metazoa; Arthropoda; Malacostraca; Decapoda; Penaeidae
Exons: 8
Coding region: 151-951 (266 amino acids)
Source: RefSeq, a predicted model, not a curated record